Molecule: messenger RNA, 2441 nt
Organism: Prorocentrum cordatum
Lineage: Eukaryota; Dinophyceae; Prorocentrales; Prorocentraceae
Source: the annotation of a GenBank genome assembly
CCGAACCCGUACGCCCGCUCCACUCGUACUAGCACGCGUACGUCGGCCAUUUGGGCAGACCCGAAUAAGUCCGCGCGCGGGUGGUGGUCCGCCAUCCGGGCAGAGGCGGAGUUCGGGAGCCACUGCGAGCAAGUGAAUCUUCUCGGUUCGGGCGGCGCCCAGAAAAAGUACGAGAAUCAGGCCGGGUACAACGACCUGUUCGACGACGGCAUGGCCUCGAAGCUCUAUCGCGACGCGUCGAAGAACUACGGGAAGGACGUGUUCGCUAACAGGAAGCGCCGGGUUCUCCAACGGCAAGAAGUUCGCACCAUGGGGUUCUACCACACUGGGUGCAUGAACUUCCAUGACGCGUACAAGCUCCUCUGCGAGGCCGAAGGACACCAUUCCAUGGCGUUGCUGGACCGGUAUUGCGCCAUGCAUGCCGCUGAUUCCGGAGAAUCCGUACGCGGACCCCCGGACGGUUUCGAUCCCCCGGCGGUUGUCAAGAAGGCAGACGGGGAGUUGGAGCGCGACGCGCACGGAUUGUGGCGCAGGGACAAGCUGCCUGCCCCGAGGAAGGAAGUGCUUGACGGCAUGAGGGCGGUCAAGGAUUUCGUGGAGAGCAACCCCAACGCUGUGGCGCGCUUCGCGCCCGAAGGUGCAGCUCUCUAUCGCCUGGUGGACAGCGUGAACUGGAGCGCGGCCGACCGUCUUCAGUACGUGGAUGAGGACAAAGCCGCCCGGCUUCGCCAGCUGCAGCGCUUCCUCUACGACUUCGCCAUUGCCCAGCUGCUGCUCGAAGUCCAAAAGGCUGGCUCUGGUCCCGCGGGCCCAGCGGGCGACGCAGCCGACGCUGGCGCGGCGGCUGCUCCGGGCGCGGUUGCCACUCGCCCCACGGUGAAGGACGCGUUCGUCGACGAGGAGCACGUCCAGCGUGCAGUUUGCCACUUGGCUGCGAUCUGGGAGGGCCACGAGUCCUUCGUGAACCCGCGCCGCACCAUGCACUUGGAAGAGAACGUGCGGCGCGGCACGUUGGCUGAGCAGCGCGAGGCGGCGGCGCGGGCCGCGGCGGAUGAGGGCGCCGAUGACGUGGAGGCCGAGGGUGUCGCGGGCGCCGAGGGCGGCCUCGAGUUGCCGGCGGGGUGGUCGCAGAAUGUGUGGAACGGCACUCCGUACUAUUGCCCCGACGCCGACGAGCGCGCGCGGCAGUACGAGCACCCGUCCACCGUGCCGACCCCGCCUGUGCCGCGGAUCACGCAGGGCGUCGACGAGUACGUCUUUGUGGGGAUAAUUGAUGCGGGCUUGAAGUCUCGCAUGAUCGCCGGAGCUGGCGACGCGGAGGCCGCGCGGGGCGGCGGCGACCUGAUCGCGGCCGCCUGCAAGAACACGCUCCUGUGGAAAUGCUCCACGGCCGAAAACCGCAUCACCGGCAACAUGGUCUCCGCCGCCAUCCGCUCGAGUCAGGUCGCUCGGCCGUCGUUGUCCUGGUGGAAGUCCGUCGUGGUCGAGGGCGAGCUCUUGCAUGCGGGGCUGGGCCGGAAGUUUGACCACAAUGCCAGCGUGGGUUCUGGGAGAAGCCCAAAGUCCCGAUUGAUGAAGAAGAACUCGCUGCCUUCGUGGACCAGUUGGCGCAAUGGGGAGUUGCCCCAGAGGAUUACGAGCGUGGCGCGGCUGCUUCCGGCGCGGCCCCCGCGCGCGGGCCGGGGCGCGCGCCUGCGCGCGCGGCGGCGCCAGGUGGCCGUGCGAGUGAUUCGCCUGACCCGGGGGGGGCACACUGAUGAGGUGAUCAUCGCGGUGCCUUGGACGUGCGAGAACAGGCUCAGGCUGCGCGCUGACGUGGAGCGCAUCCUGGAAGCGGCGCCCGCGUUGGCCUCUGAGGCGAAAAUGAUCGGAGGCAUCGGGGGAACGGAGGCGGAGUUUUACCUGGGCGGAGUCUUGCCCAUCCAUUACCAAGGCGGUGUCUACCAUGUACCCGUCGGCAUGGCGUUCGGCUCGUUGUACCCAGGAGUUCCGCCGCGCUGUUUCGUGGCGCCAUCGGGGGCUAUGGGAUUGGCGCAGCCGCGCCCGGGCGUCGACGCGGGCGGCAGGAUCUCGGCGCCGCACCUGACGGAGUGGAGCGAGAACUCGCGAAUCACGGACUUGAUUGGCGGCGUGGCUCUGCUGAGCGGCGGAUUGACUUCUGAGCAGGUGCUGGAGAGUGCGGCGCGAGCGCUGGGCGGGCACCUCUUGCCGGCGCCGCGCGCGCCGGAUGGCACCACGCCCGCGCAACAUGAGGUGUCGCCGACUCAGCCGCUGACUGCUGGGCAGCGCGCCGCCAACGAGAGCUGGUUCACAGAGUCACCGCUGAGCCUGGAGCCCUGCCCGGGGACUGGCUUUUGUCCAUCCCGAGUACGCAUCCCGGAGCACCAGGCCAUAGGCGGGGCGUUCUGGGAGGGGGCCGUCGGCCUUCGGCGCGGCUUUAG